GCUGCGGCUGUUCCUGGCCAAAAAGUCUCGCUCUCUUAUUUAAAGCAGGUGUCCUCACUGCCCACACGGCCCAGAGGCCCCGGCUCCCCUUCCUGCGCCCGUCCGGGCAAGGGCUGCGCCAUGCCCAGCCUGGAGCCGCGAGGCUGCCGGCUGCUCGCUCCCCCAGCCACUGGGGUCCAGCCCCCGCGCUCAGACUGCUCUCCACCGCGCGCGAUCCCCGCGCUGCCGCGCAGCUCGGCAGGCCCAGGCGCACCCCGCGCGCCCGCACGCCUGGAGUCCUCCUUCUCCGUCGAGGCCAUCCUGGCCAGACCCGACCCCCGCGGGCCCGCGGCCUCCCCACUGUCAGUGCCCCCUGGCGCUGCCGCGGGCCUCUGGACUGCUCCCCCGAGGCCUCCCGUCCGGAUCCUGCCCGGCGCGUGCCCGGGGACCGGGCCGUCCGCCUACCUGAGCGCGGGGCUCGACCUGCCUUGUCCCCAGCACCCUGGGCUGCGGCUGCGCGCGGCCCACUUCUGCGGCCUCCAGGGCCUCGGCGUCACAGGACUGGACCUGGCUCACUGCCUAGGUCUCUGGGGUCCCCGAAACUGGACCCCAGUUCAGGACCUUCAGGACACUGAGAGAUCUCAAAAGCGGGUUCGGACCAUGUUUAACUUGGAGCAGCUGGAAGAGCUGGAAAAAGUGUUUGCAAAACAGCACAAUCUGGUGGGGAAGAAGAGAGCCCAGCUGGCAGCCCAGCUCAACCUUACAGAGAACCAGGUCAGGGUCUGGUUCCAAAACCGCAGGGUCAAGUAUCAGAAGCAGCAAAGGCUGAAGGUACCAACUGCAUCUGCCAUGGCUGCCUCCCCGGAUGAGCCCUCCAGCAGCUCCGAUACCAGCGUCCAGAGAGAAGACACAGAGCCAGGAAUGGAUAGCUGAGGAUGGGGACAGAGGCUCAGCUCAGGCUGUCUGGGCUGGUUCUUCCUGGGGGCACCCACUGGACCUCCCUGUUUCACUUCUUAAUGAAGAGCCUUGUGAAGUCAAAGGGCAUCUUGACUCAGGAGUCUGAACUGUAAAGCAGGGGCCCCUUUUCUGUAUCAACACCUGGGAGCAGUAACAAUGAAAAUGGUCAGGGGCACAGGCUUUGGCCUUCAGCUUAUGUCCUUGACCAAGUUAUCAAACUUGUGAGGCUUUUUUUCACCAUCUGUAUAUAGGUGUGUUGACAACUUAGACCUCCCAGGCUGAGAUGACAUCUGUAAAACACGGUGUGCCAGGUCCGGUACUAAGUGUGAAGUGACUAUUAAGGCUUGAGUAGGACCUGUGCCACCCCUGGCCUCUCCAGGGAUUAAUCUUUUCCUGGCUGUAGAGGAGAGAGGGCCUCCCUGCAGCAGUAUCUGGGAGAUGGUGGACAUGAGAGCAUAGAGGGAGGGGCAGACCACUUAGCCCACUGCCUUUCACAAAAUUUCCCAAAGUUUUCUUGUUUUGUCUGAACUGUUAACCAUUCUCAGAAGGUGCUCAGGCCCAUAUGCCUCCUUGGAGCAGACCUGCUACCCCGAACCCCAAACACCAUCUUUUUCCCUCUAGCUACUUGACCCCCUCUCCAUCUUUAUAUGUAGUAGAGAGAUUUAACUCUGCCUUUGCCCAAACGGGCAUGUUGUCAUGAAUGCUAUUUUAUUAUUUCCCUGCCCCCCUUCACAUCCUGGACUCAUGGCUCCCAUUCCUUCCCAGGAAUCUGCUCAGUUUCUCUCCAAGAAGCAUAGCCAACAACCUACCCUUGUGACGCCUGCCACCGACAUUUCCAGAGCCAAUUUCUCUAGCACUCCUGGCAGGCCUCUGUGGGGGGUAUUCAUUUGGAAUUUUGAAUGACUUCUGGGGGGGUUGAGGUGAGCUGGUGGAAGGAGGCCUGCCUUGCCACCUGGUGGUGAGAAAGAGGGCAUGGCCCACACUGCUCUCCACUGUUUCCUGAGGACUGGGGGAGAGACAGGGAGCUGGGGUGGCCUUGGGAAACCAGCUGCCCCGGAGGUCAUGGACCACCAUCUCUAGGACGUCAGGCUACAGCUGGAGGGAGGCCAAGAUCCAGCUUAGGGAACCCCUCUGUUCCUGUCUUCAGGGAAAUCCUUCCUAAUGCUAGACCCAGCCAACACUGUUAAUCAAAGGAACACAGCUGCAUCUGCCUCUUGCAGGAAUCAUUGGCUCCUUCCCCUGCCCCCCUCCUUUUAAAUCAAUAGUCAGUUACCUAUUCAGCAGUUAUGGAGCACUAUCCAAUCCGUGAAUGUCACCAUGAGACCACAACAUAUGGAGACAAGGGCCCCUUUUCAAGGAGCACAGAAUCAAUUCAAGGACAGGGAAUAAAAUGGAGACAUGGCAGUCAGGCCUGGCUGUGGAGACAGAUGCUAUAGGUCAGUGGUUUGCAGCCUUUUGGGGUCCUGAACAAGAGAACAGGCCCCUCUCCUGCUGUUGGGACAAUGUGCCUAUGCAGACACUUCUGCGUACAAUUUCACAGCUCCUUAGGACCCUCCUGCACCCCCAGGAGGGUCCAAUUGUUGUGCCAAUUAUUGCUCUACAGCAAAGUGACCCUGUCACUUUGUCCCCAGGCUAUAAGGUCCCUAUGCUCCUGAAGAGUUUGACAAAGGCACACAUCCGGCUUGGUCUUUCAAAGGACUGCCCCGCUACCUGUGGAAAAAGGAAAUUCUGCAUCGGACUUUGUAAGAUGGAUAGGCGGGGUAGGCUAGUUCUUCCCCUCAGGUUGAGGUUCAGAGAGGAUAGCAGAAAGCCAGCCUAUUGCUCUCUAACCCGUAGCUGGGUCCAAAGACCCCUUGAGUCAGGACAGGCCACUUGGUGGCAGAGACAACAGAUAUAUCAAAACUACUCGCAUAUGGCUGUGGUACUGGCCACGAAGACAGGCAAAACUGCACCGAUGUAAAAGUACAAAGGCAGGCCCACCCACUCUACAACUGCUUGACCACAC
Sus scrofa (pig) is the source of this 2941-nucleotide messenger RNA. It is a transcript of the gene NOTO, whose product is annotated as notochord homeobox. Gene Ontology annotation, biological process: neuron differentiation; brain development; central nervous system development. The record is from RefSeq and is a predicted model, not a curated record. Lineage: Eukaryota; Metazoa; Chordata; Mammalia; Artiodactyla; Suidae. Gene Ontology annotation, molecular function: RNA polymerase II cis-regulatory region sequence-specific DNA binding; DNA-binding transcription factor activity, RNA polymerase II-specific. Gene Ontology annotation, cellular component: nucleus.